Chenopodium quinoa (quinoa) is the source of this 1479-nucleotide messenger RNA. RefSeq names its product factor of DNA methylation 1-like. The transcript is spliced from 6 exons. The coding region runs from base 1 to 1479 and encodes 492 amino acids. The record is from RefSeq and is a predicted model, not a curated record. Lineage: Eukaryota; Viridiplantae; Streptophyta; Magnoliopsida; Caryophyllales; Amaranthaceae. Gene Ontology annotation, biological process: gene silencing by siRNA-directed DNA methylation.
AUGGCAGAUGACAACAAUCGAGAGUUAAACAGUCUGCGUCAAACUGUAGUGAGACUUGCCAAUGAGUUAGAUUACAAGAACCAUCUAUUGAUGGAGAAGGAAGGUCUAAGCCUUGAAAGAUUUGCUACGAUGAGCUCUUUAAUUGAAGAGAAAGAUAGACUUCUUGGUGAGAGAUCUGCUGUAAUCGGCUCAUUGAUGGCACAAAAACAUAGGCUACAUGAAAUUUUUGUCGAAGAGAUGCGAAAAUGUGAACAUUUGAAACAAGAGAUGAAGAAAAUCAGACAUGAAUUAGAAGUUCAGCAGCAGAUAUUGGAUACUAGAACCAUGGAACAGGAGGAACUUCUGACUGUUAACGGAAAGGGACUGAGGAUUGUGACUACCAAAUCUACAAAUGCUAAUACGUGUUUAAAAUCUCCAAAGUUCAAUCUGAUUGUUCCAGAAAAUCAAUUAAGUGAGUCCUUUGACAAACAUGACAACCUGCAAAAUAAUCUGGAGAAGAUAAUUGCUAGUACUGCUACUUUCUUGACUGAGGUGUUCACAUAUGUUUUAGUUUAUAGUAGUUUGCAACACUUGCAGUCACAGAAUGAAUAUCUGAAAGCUCAGCUAGAUUUUUUGAGGAAAGAACUUAACGAGAAAGGUGAAGCAUUGAAUCAACUUGAAAGCCUUAAUCAAAAUCUUACAUCGAAUAAGUCUUCAAGCAACAAAGAGCUGAAAGCUGCAAGAACAGAAGCCAUCAAAUGUUUCCUAACUAUGGAAGGCAAUGGAACAAAAAUUGGGAUAAAGAGAAUAGGGAAGAUUGAUCCACAACCUUUCCGAGAUGUAUGCUUUAAGAAAUUUUGCAGCUUAAGCUGGGAGGAAAAAUUCAAUGAAUUAUAUUCUUUAUGGCAAGAAAAUGUUAAUGAUUCUAGCUGGAAUCCCUUCAAGAAAGACAUCAACCGCGGGGAAUUGAGUGAGGUUGCUGAUGAAAAUGACAAGAAACUCGCAGAGUUAAGAGAAGAUUGGGGUGAAAAAGCAUACAAAGCUGUUGUUAAUGCACUACUGGAUUUUAGAAUAUACAACUCCAAUGUGAAGUCUUCUAUGCAUGAAAUUUGGAACUUUGAAGAGGGAAGAAGGGCUGACUUGAAAGAAUUUAUUCAGUACAUGAUCCAGUGCUGGGAAGUUCAACGAAAAAAAGGCAAUGAACAGUCUGGAGCAAUUGCUGAGCUGAUGGCAGAGAAAGAGAGACUACUUGGACAAUUGGCAAGUAUCAAUAUUCUAAUGAAGGAGAAGGACAAGCUUCUCAAAGAAAAAUAUGCAGCAGUUGAAAAAUCGAUAGCGCAGGACAUGGAGAAAGAUAAACUACAGAACAAAAUGUCUGCAACUAUCAGCAAAUUACAUGCAGAGAACCAAAUAUUACUUGAAUCUUAUAAUGCAGGUUGUUAUUCUGAGAAUAUGAUGCCAUUUAGAUUAGCCAUGAAGUUAAUUGACACUAAUGACUAA